UCAUACCAUUUUUGGCUUUCUUUUUAGAGUUUUCAGAGCAUAGUUUAGUAUAGUUAACUCUUCUUGUAUGUUAGUUUAAAUUUUUUCUCCCAGAGUUUUUGGUUGGGCGUGCGGUUUUGGGUUGAGUGUUAAAUGUUUUGAUUGAUUGCAGCAUUUGCUUUGGGCUGAUCAUGGGCUGAUGUGCGGGAGAGCUGUCCUUUUCGCGACUGUGAUUGAGGUUCUGGCCAAUCUGGGGGACAUCCCUUUGGCUUUCUCCUCCACUCAAGGCCAAUGCUCUGUAGCGAUGUAGGUGAGUGCUCGUCUUCCAUCUUGUAGAGAAGAGAAUUCGACCAGUAGGUUUGAGCUUCAAGGUGGCAGAUCUCGCCACCAAGGUAUGACAGUAUCUCAGGGCGAACAGUCGCGAAGUUCUCAUCCAGGAGCGCUCGUGAGGCUGAUCCAGCGUGCAGUGAGACAUAACUGCCAGAUUCUAGUGAGGGUCAACACGAUCGACAUAUUCGUGCAGGUACGAAGUUGCUUCAGGUCGGGAAUUGUGGAUUUGGAUUUUAGAUUUCCUUGCUGAGUCUGCGUGAAAUGGAAUUGUCGUGUGUGGGUUUGGCAGACGUGAGUCAUAACGAUGAAGUGUCGGCAGCCACAUUGGUGUCUUGGCCGCUAUGAAAUCAUUGCUGUCAGCACAAGGAAGUUGAUGAAUAAGGGCUUGAGGUUUUGAAAAUUUGGACUUCAAUUGUUGGGAUUGGAAAUCCUGUAAUCCAAAUUUUCAUUGAAUUCAGUUUAGAUUCAAGAAGUGCGUGAUUUUAGAUUUAAAGUACAACCUAACCGCCAGAAGCGUGUAAAUGUGCAUUGCUACUCUCAGUCUUCAGCUAAUGAAAAGAGGCCGUUUGGACUUAUUCUGAUUAUCUUGAUGCAAAAUGAUAUCAUGAUGUUUUAUUCAUUCUAUAAUUCGAUUCAUAUGUUUGUGCCGUGAUCUGGUAACAAGCCCAGAUAUAUGGAACUCAUAUUUGGAGAACGUAUUUUGCCUUAGUACAUGUGGCGUCUUCAUUGAUACAUGGAUUGAUCGUGCUUUUUAAUGAGGAAGGAGUUGGAACUUGUUGCAAGCAUUGUUUUGGAGGGUCUCAGUGGGCGUGAGAAUAUUAGCGAAGGCAAGUAGUCACUUGUAAACGGAUAUGGUGCGGAAAACCCUAGAAGCAGAGGUGCGGGGCGAGUGUGGCAUUUCACACCCCCCCAAGGAUUUAAAACCUCCGAAACCCGCAGAAGCAGAUGUUUUAGGGAUUCCAGGUCUUUUGCAUCAGACUUCCGGAGGUUCAAAGCCUAAGAAGGCUUUCAAGCUUGUUGGGCAGACUAAGUUACCAGACAUGGGACUUGACGUGUUAAAGAAGACGCGUAAGCGUGGAAAUUCUGACGGAGCAACGACAAUACCAUCACCUGCUCAGUUCUUUGAAGACACGUUGCAGAAGAAAGUGGUGGGAGAAACCAGGGCUGAAACAAUUAGCCUCCUCUCUGCUAGCUUAGACAAUUUCUGCCCGGAUUUAGUGCAGAAAAAUCUUCUACUAUCAGAAUUGGGAGCAAUAAAACCGGCACCUGUUAACACCUUUCAGUAUCACGUUCUUGCAGUGGAUGAUAGCAGUAUUGACCAAAGAGUCAUAGAAAGACUUCUCAAGACAUCGUCAUACAGAGUCACAACAGUCAACAGUGCUGUGAGGGCCUUGGACGUCUUGGGACUUUCAGAAAGCCGCUCCGCCUCUUCCACGAGGCUGGAUAUCAAUCUAAUAAUGACGGAUUAUUGCAUGCCAGAGAUGACUGGUUAUGAUCUACUCAAACGAGUGAAGGCGCAGACUUCAGCAUUGAAGGAAAUACCUGUUGUUCUUAUGUCUUCAGAAAAUGAUAGCAAUCGCAUCGAAAGAUGCCUAGCAGAAGGUGCUGAAGAAUUUAUUAUUAAGCCAGUAAAGAUGGCGGAUGUAAAACGGCUGCAUGGCCUUUUAAAACGUCCAAGCACACGCUCCUCUUCAGAAACAGGUGAAAGUUCAGGUUUCACUUGUGGAAAGAGAAAAGCCGAUGCUCUUGAUCUCCAUGAAGUUUCUAGUCCUCAAAGACUGCUCCAGUUCAAUGAGUAUUUUGUUUCUUAACGUCCACUGUAUGUUCUACCGAUUACUCUAGGUCACCGCAAAGGCUUCAAGGAUCCCAUGGCCUGAUCUGGAUGCCAGAUCUAAGUAGAUGCAAUCUUCACAGCCUUUCCUGAAGGUUUUCCUCCCACGAAGAUCUGUUUGAUUAUAUUGCUCGUUGAAGCGUAGCCAGUACGUACUCUUGGUACCCCGAAUGCGUUGGUGACUGCUCUUCAGAUUGAUUAAUUUGCCGACAAGUUAGCAUGGAAAACUACGAAGGGGCUAUGAAGUGAGGUUUGUAAGACAAUUUUCAAACGUAAUUGUAGCUUGUAACCUGCGAUUGAUUCGUACUUAUCAAUCUUGUCCUACCUACAGUAGAGGAGACGUCAGUCAGCAGGAAGGCUUAGAGUGGGUGUUUCAAUCCGUGUAUGCAGUUACAAUGUGCUGCUUAGUAUUUCUUCUGCCAACAGUGCCUCAAUUUUCUGCCAUCGUUGUGACUUGCUGUUAAUUCCAGUUGGGUUCUGGAGGUAAAUCUUAGCUCUACUAGACUUCACAAGUUUGGAAAACUUAUGAACAAGUUGCCUCACCAUUGCAUGUGGGCAUACAUUGGGAGGUGACCUUCGACGUAAACAUACUUCAUUCCUGUCUUUAUGCAACAUUCAACAGUUCCAUUACUUUUUUUUUUA
Physcomitrium patens is the source of this 2782-nucleotide messenger RNA. NCBI's taxonomy places the organism in Eukaryota, Viridiplantae, Streptophyta, Bryopsida, Funariales, Funariaceae. The record is from RefSeq and is a predicted model, not a curated record.